CAGGCAGCGUCUCGUGAACGCGUUGUUUUGAGGCCAGGAGAGGAACCACCGGUGAAUUGCUCAGUCUUCGACGGUUGAAGUGAUAAUGUGUCGUCGAGGCCCAAAUUAUCAAAUGUUGCCAGGCUCGAGACGAAUGCUGUUCAGGACGCACAACAAAAGUGAAUCUGCUACUGAUUGGAGGAUCAGAAUUUCAUAUUGCCCAUAUCGUUGGUGGUCUCGAGAGGGCAUGGUGAGAGUUUGUGACUGUCACUCAUCUUGACACCUCGUUACAAAUUUCUACCAACCCCAUUCGCAUCAAUUGGGUCCCAAAGGCGGCGAGUCCAAACAUGGACAUUUGUAAAUCCCUUCAUCCGCUCGAUUGGCAACCUUGCCAAAUCGUGGAGACCAACGGGCUAAAAGAUUUGGGCUCGACCUUCAAUCCUUCAAUGGUGUUUUUGUGGCUCCACUAUGAAGACCGUCGUCCAGCGAGAUCUCAAUACUGAAAAGCAUCAGAAAGCGAGUGAGUAAGUGAGUGUGUGUGAGUGGAACAAAAUCCCUCAAGCCACGCCCGAGGAGGCACCAUUUGAGGACCAGUUUUUCGUCCAAACGUGUUGGGAAUCAAGGGAAAAGGCGCGAAAAGAUUGAUUCCAUUCACGCGAGCCACAAAAGUCAGACGAGAUGGUGGAACCGUUCGAGUCCGAGAAUGCGAAUUUGUUCCAUAUUUGGGGAAAGUGAGGCGAGCAGGCAAUUAUGGAGGAGAUUGUGCCCAGCUCCUCGUCCUUUGUGGUGAGCCUCAACUCGACCAAUGAAACUUCCGUGGAUGAAGAGACCUUGACCUUCAUAGUGGAGGGCGUCAUACUGACCAUCGUGUCCACAUUCGGCUUGAUUGGAAAUGUGAUGUCCAUCUUUGUGCUCAUGCGGGUGCAGAAUGUGCAGAAGUCGUUCUCGAAUCUCCUCUUGGGACUGGCAUGUUUUGAUGCCUUGUUCUUGCUCACGGCCAUCUUGGCUUUUGGCCUCCCCAAGCUCUCGGGUUGGUAUGAGCGAAAAGUUUUCUUGCCCAUCAUGGCUCUCACAUUUGGACUUCUACACACGUUCCGCGUGGGAUCCGUGUACGUGACGCUCUCAGUGAAUUUUGAACGGUUCUACGCGAUUGUGUUCCCACUGAAGCACUUCUUUUGGAAGAAGUAUUUACUUCCCGCCGCGGUCAUCUUCACCGUGGUCUACAACUUGCCAAAGUAUUUCGAUAUGCAUAUCGUGCACGACGAAGCCACCAACACAUCCGUGAUCGUGUCCACCGAGAUGCGGCGCAACCCGUUGUACAUGUCGCUCUACGUGUUCUGGAGCAAAUUCAUUCUCAUUGAAAUCAUUCCAUACUUCAUGAUCCUUGUGUGUAACACGUUCAUCAUCUGUAAGAUCACCAAAUCAGCUCAAUUCCGCAAGCGGUUCCAUGCCAAAGACAAGGGGGGCGGGUCCACCAAGCCCUCCCACGCCACAGGAGCCUCCUCGUCGGCAGGGAUGUCUUUCCGUCGGAGUUUCCACACGUCCGUCCGUGCCGACGGAAACGGUCCUCGACGGACGUUUCUCCGCAAGCAAAAGGAGGAACACAACCUGGGCGUCAUAUUGAUCGCCAUGUCCACCUUGUUUGUCAUCUGUCAGUCGUUCAAGAUCGUCCCCGACCUGUACGAGCUCAUCUGGUGCACUCCAGCUGGUUCUGGGGGCGAAUGUCAGUUCGAUACCGUCACGAGCGGCAUCAUUCGGAUCUCACAUCUCUUGGUUUGCUUCAACUCAGCAGCCAACUUUCUCAUCUAUUACCUAAGUGGACAGAAGUUCCGCUUGGCCUGGUUGCACACCUACGGGCCCUGCUUCGGGUACAAGCCCCGACCCGACGAGAUGGGCCUCCAGCAAUCGUUCUACCACCCCAGUGGAUCGGUCAUGGGCGAUCGCGUCUCCCGGAGGACCUUGUCCGCCCGGAAUAAUGAGCCGCACUUUGAGACGGAAACGAGCCGCAUGGGCUCUAGACGAUCGCCUAGAUUGGUCCCUGAGACCCAUCGCUUGUUGGAUCAGACCAUCUCGUUUGAGUCAGGUUAUGACGAGUCUCCCAGUCGACAUUCCACAAAUGGCCUAUUAAACCAUAACCAAGGCUCGAGAAAUAGCUCCAUUAAAGUGGAAAUUCACGGGGGGAAACGAAACAAAAGGCACACCAUAACGACCAAUCCGUUAUUCGACUAGAUCCUGCGGAAUCCCUCAUGUGGAACGAGGGAGGAUCAACGCAGAGCCUGGCUCUCAAUUCUCACUUGAUCAAGAAGAUAUAUAGAUGCAUACGUAGAUGCAUAGAAAGCAUAUAAAUACAUACAUAUAUAUAUAAGAAUAGAUGCUAGACUCUCUCUAAUGUCAGAUAUGUCUCUUUGAUAGGAAGAGGAGAACAAUCUUCAAAACAAAAUACAGAAUAGU
Molecule: messenger RNA, 2430 nt
Organism: Tigriopus californicus
Lineage: Eukaryota; Metazoa; Arthropoda; Copepoda; Harpacticoida; Harpacticidae
Product: FMRFamide receptor-like
Exons: 1
Coding region: 730-2208 (492 amino acids)
Biological process (GO): G protein-coupled receptor signaling pathway
Cellular component (GO): membrane
Molecular function (GO): G protein-coupled receptor activity
Source: RefSeq, a predicted model, not a curated record